UCUCUCAAUGGAGGCGUCGAUGGAGGUCGACGUGGAGAACUCCGGCGCUGCUUCCGACUCUUCUCCUUCUUCCAAGUGCCUUGGCCUCAAGAACACCAUCCACACCAACUUCGGCGAAGACUAUGUCUUCCAGAUCGCCUCCUGCCAGGAGACGUCGUCCUUGGCGGUGUCUCUUUCAUCCAACGCCAUCAAGUUUUACUCCUCGGCGACUGGACAGUUUAUCGGAGAGUGCAAAGGGCAUUCUGCGACGAUCCAUGAGGUCUCGUUCUCGAUUCCAGGUCAUUCCAAUGCAUUGGGGUCUUGCUCGUCUGAUGGCACUGUCAGAGUUUGGGACACCAGGGCGUUUAAGCAGGUUUCACUGCUGAGAACUGGCUCCUCACAAGAAAUAUUUAGCUUUUCUUUUGGUGGGUCAAGUGGUAAUCUUCUAGCUGCAGGCUCAAAUGCACAGAUACUUUUUUGGGAUUGGAGACAUGGAAAGCUUGGAGCAUGCUUGGAGGAGUCCCACAUGGAUGAUGUUACUCAGGUACGCUUUGUUCUUAGUCAACAAAGCAAGCUCAUUUCUUCCUCUGUUGAUGGGUUGAUGUGCUUGUUUGAUACUGAUGGACAAAUUGAUGAUGAUGACCAUUUGGAAUCAGUAAGUAGGACUUCUGUUGCAAAAGUUGGGUUCUUUGGGUGA
Messenger RNA from Dioscorea cayenensis subsp. rotundata (Guinea yam), 676 nucleotides. RefSeq names its product WD repeat-containing protein GTS1-like. The record is from RefSeq and is a predicted model, not a curated record. Gene Ontology annotation, molecular function: protein binding. Lineage: Eukaryota; Viridiplantae; Streptophyta; Magnoliopsida; Dioscoreales; Dioscoreaceae.